CAUCUCUAUAGUGAACGGACGCGCGCUUUCGCACCACUGCCACUGCCAACGAAUUGCAUUUAUUCCUUUUGUUUCAAAAGAAAUUUUAUUUAGGCCUUAAGUUUUGUGCAAUAUUAAGUUAAUAUUAAGUAAUUUGCUUUUGAAAAAAUAAGGAUCAACGUGUUGCUUUGAAGUUCGCGAUUAACCCAAAAUACCCCCCGUUCCCUCAUCGACAAACAAACGAAACGAAGUCUUAGCGAAGACAAAGAAAACAAAAACAACAAGUGCGACCUCAAUUUGGAAGUGGAAGCAGGAAGCGUGUUGUGACUCAUUCCCAUUGCCAUUGCCACUAUCACUGCCGAAGCGGCGUCCUUCGACGAGCGCACCAUAUAAGCGAUCCCAUGGAUUUGCGAUCUGACACAGAGCAGACCGAGCGAGAGAUUGGCAUGCCGCUCAAGCUUCGAAAUCACAUAUUAGACAACAUGGAUCUACUUGUGAAAAAUACUAACUACAAUCCCCUGGUAGCCGAAUGCGUGCGUCUUGGCCUGUUGUCACCGAUAAUGCGGAAAAGCAUUGAGGACUUAAACGGGGAACGACUUAAUCUUAGUGAAGACGAUGUCCUACUGCAACAGCACAGAAAUCUCUUCGUCAAGAUCACCAAACGAGGACCAACUGCUUACGGUUUACUUUUGCAAGCCCUGCGAUCGCAGGGCUGUAUGCAGGCAGUGCAAAUUUUGGAAAAUACAAAUCAACGUCCAAACGAACAGCCCUUCAUAUCAAUCGCAAGCAUGCAUAACAAUCGCAACUCCACAGAUAUUGUGGACACCACCACAUUGCCAGUGCCCGUUGCAGUCCCACCGAUCGUUGUUGAAGGACCAUGUGUCAGCAAAGAGAAGGUGCAUUACAAUGAUGUCACUGGACCUGUCACACCCUGUGAGGAUCCCGUUGAGGGGCAAACACGUGUGGUACUGAAAUCGGAUAGGAUUCACGAGAAUAGUGCACUUGGUGUCUAUACCAUGCAAUCGAAACAUAAUCGUGGCGUGCUUCUUAUGGUCAACAUAAUUGACUUUCCUGAUACCACGAAGCGACGAAAUGGAGCCGAAAUAGAUAGCGACUCCUUGAAACAUAUAUUUCGAGAAAUGGGCUUUAAAAUAUUUGCGUAUGAAAAUGUGAAUCAGGAUGAGUUUUUCGAUAUGCUACGCAAGGUUACCUCAUCGCCUUAUGUGCGGUCCACCGAAUGCUUUGUCAUGGUGCUGAUGACUCAUGGUGAACGGGUCGGUGAGGUCGACAAAGUGGAGUUUUGCGAUGGCUCUGUGGCCGAUGUUAUUGGAAUUAAGAAUCACUUUCGAGCGGAUUCAAGUCCAUAUCUGGUGCAUAAGCCCAAGGUGCUCAUAUUCCCCUUCUGUCGCGGCCGGAAGUCUGAUCUUGGACAACCCUUACCAAUGAUAGAGACAGAUGGUGUCCAAUAUAGCAAUGUGCCAACUUUAUCGGAUAUGCUGGUAAGCUAUGCCAGCACAGCGGGCAAUCAGUCCCAUCGCGAUCCAGAUAAUGGCAGUUGGUAUAUCCAAAAGUUCUGUGACACAAUGGCCAACCAUGCUCACAACACUCACGUCGAAGAUAUACUCAAGAUAACGCACACAGCUGUGGGCAAUAUGCGGGCACAGGGGGGUUCCUUGCAGACAGGAACCUAUGACAAUAUUGGCUUUAACAAGAAACUGUAUUUCAAUCCAGGAUUCUACCUUGAGCCGAAAGAAUAGCUAGUGCAUAUAAUGAUAGCAUUCCAGACUGAAUAUACAUAUAUAUCUAUAUAUAUAUAUUUUUUUUAUACUCGAUCUUUUUCUACCUACCUGUGUAUUGUUGCAUUUAUGUACUCUAAAUUAUAUUUACAUGUAUACGUCCUUGUGCUAUUGUUCUUCCCAGGUUUUGUCUUAUCAAAAAUCAAAUACUCAUUAUGUAUUAUUUUUCUAUAUCUCAUGGCCCCAAAGUCCUUAAAGUCUUUCACGAAUUAAUUUGUAAAAAUCUUAACAAAUAACUUGGCCAAGUUUUUAAAAAAUAAAACGAAAUCCGCAAU
Molecule: messenger RNA, 2050 nt
Organism: Drosophila willistoni
Lineage: Eukaryota; Metazoa; Arthropoda; Insecta; Diptera; Drosophilidae
Gene: Dronc
Product: caspase Dronc
Exons: 2
Coding region: 381-1736 (451 amino acids)
Biological process (GO): proteolysis
Molecular function (GO): cysteine-type endopeptidase activity
Source: RefSeq, a predicted model, not a curated record